Molecule: messenger RNA, 1083 nt
Organism: Talaromyces atroroseus
Lineage: Eukaryota; Fungi; Ascomycota; Eurotiomycetes; Eurotiales; Trichocomaceae
Product: Carboxy-cis,cis-muconate cyclase
Exons: 3
Coding region: 1-1083 (360 amino acids)
Molecular function (GO): protein binding; 6-phosphogluconolactonase activity
Source: RefSeq, a predicted model, not a curated record
AUGAUCCAUCAUCUUAUGAUCGGCACCUGGACCCCGCCAGGAAGAAUCUACACCGUCGCAUUUGACGACCAGGAACUGACCUUGACAUUGGUCAAGAAGACCAUGAUCCCCGAAGAUGAGCCCAUCUCAUGGAUGACAUUUGAUCAUGCUAAGAAAAACAUCUACGGCGCCGCCAUGAAGAAGUGGUCCAGCUUCUCUGUGCACAGUCCGACAGACAUCGUGCACGAAGCGUCGCAUCCAAUGGGAGGGCAUCCUCUGGCCCAAUCCACCGACACAAACACACGAGCAAUCUUCGUGCUCGCAGGCCACAAACCCCCAUACAACGUCUAUGGCAAUCCAUUUUACAAAUACGCGGGCUUCGGAAACGUGUUUUCCGUCACUGACACCGGCAAACUCGAUAAAAACGUGCAGAAUUUUGAAAUAGACCCUCACUCCGGCAUCCACGGCAUGGUCUUCGACCCAACCGAGACCUACCUCUACUCGGCGGACAUGGGCGCCAACAAGAUAUGGACACACAAGAAGGACCCGGAAACCGGAUUAUUGGCAUUAGUCGAUAGCAUCGAUGCCCCCGGACCGGGCGAUCAUCCUCGCUGGGUCGCCAUCCACCCUAGCGGACACUACCUGUACGCCCUCAUGGAAGCCGGGAAUCGAUUGGCAGUGUAUGUAAUUGACGAAAAACGGCACGUCCCCGUCUUCACACGCAUGAUAUACCCCUUGAUUCCCCCCGGACUGCCCCCGCGCAACAAGUACCGAUCUGAUGUCGUCUUCACCACCAAGAGCGGGAAAUACCUCUUUGCUACCGCACGAUCCAACCAUAACGAUGUCCAUGGUUAUAUCAGUGGAUUCAGACUCGGUCCCGAGGGCAACAUUGAGAAACAGUUAUUCAUCAACCCGACAUCGACGAGCGGGGGACACUCUAAUGCCGUUAGUCCGUGUGACUGGAGUGAUGAGUGGAUAGCGCUGUGCGACGACCAAGAUGGGUUUGUCGAGAUGUAUCGGUUCAAGGAUGAAUUGCUGGGGCGCGUUGCGAGAUGCGAUAUUCCAGAAAAGGGGUUCGGCAUGAAUGCGAUUUGGUAUGACUAG